AUGACUGUAGCAACUAAUACUGUUGACUUAAAUGCCCAGUUCGAAUGGAAAACAUUAAUUGAUUCAUUUUCCACAAGCACUGAUCUAGACAUUAAUGCUAAAUACCUCAGCACGCUCAAUGAACUAAUUGAUUCCAUUCUUAAAUGGGAAGAGUUGUUAAUACGUUCAGAUCCAUUGUAUGACAAAUUUUUCUUAGCAUUCGUCAUUUUAGCAACGAAGUAUAUUACCAGUGCAUUACAAAAUAUCGACCAUUCGAUCUACUUCGAUGUAAUUAAUGUAUCAAAAAUUUUAUUAAAAUAUUUACUGCAUCAUGCAUUGCCAAAGUCAAAUGAGAAAAAUAGAUUGUGUGUUAUACAUGGAAUCCAAACAUUGUGUUAUGCACAAUCAGAUAUAUCAUCACAAGACUAUAAAGAAUGUUUAGAAUUAAUAAAAACAGUUGAUUGUCCACAAAUAAAUAAAGAUGAUCGUCAUAAUCGUGAGAAAAAUGGCAAUACAAAAUGUCGGGAAAAUCAAAUGGCCGGCUCACUAUGUAAUAUUAUCUUGUGUGAUUUUUCCACAGAAGAUGCUAUGACCAAAUUAUCCCAAGCCUAUUCUAGUAGUAGUAGUACAGGUGGUGGACAAGGCACCGGGAGAAUGACAUUUUCCAAAUAUUUAAGUCAGUUAAUGAUCAACUAUUUUAAGCAACUACACGGUGAUCAAUUAGUAUGUGAUAUUUUAUUUAAUUUACCAAUAUUGAAUAAACAAUAUCAAAUUAGUAUGAGUGCUAUAUUAACAAAUAAUGAAUUGGUCACGAUUAAUGAUAUCACAGUGUUUCGUGAAAGUCUGCCACUAAUAUAUAGUGAUUUGGAUUUUGUUCGUAAAUGUCUUAAUUUACCAAUAUUCGAACCGUUAACCGAACAACGUCUGAAUAGUUUUAUAUCGCUAACAUUGAAUUCAUUAUUCAUUAGUUUAAUAUAUAUAUCACUUGACCUUACCACAUUGCCGCCAUCGACGGUCGACUGCGAUCAGUUUCUACAUGAUAUUGCUGGAAUAUCUAUGAAAAUAGGUGAAAUGAUAAAAAUGUCAUUACGAUUCGUAAAUUCUAAAGAGAUUUAUUUGAAUUAUCAUCUCUUAAUUACAUUAUUGUUAACAAAAGGAAUUAAACAAAUAUUAAAUAAUGGAAAAGAAAUAUCACAAUCAGCUCCAUUGAACAGUCUCUUAUCUCAUUUGAUUUGUGUUUUAAUGUUAUCAACGAAAGAAAUAUGCAACGAUGUUAGAAAUGAAACAGUAGCUACAGCAACAACAACGUGGCUUUCAUCCAUCUCAUCCGUUCUUCAACCAGCUGACCGUUAUUCAUAUUUAAAACAAAAUCAAACAUUUAAACUAUUUCUAACCGUAUUAAGUCGACUGGUAUAUCGUUCAAUUCACAUGAAUACAUCCGUCGUUAGUACAACACAAACAACAGUGGUCACACCGUCAAUACCGCAAGCUCCACCAUUACCAACUAGUUUCAAACAACCAUCGCCAACAAAUGAUCCAGAUAUCGGUAUUGUAUCAUCGAGUGAUAACGAAGACACUGAAGAGGGUGAUCAAUUAUUUAUUUCAUGUUUAUUUGAUGAGACGAACGGUGUACGUUCUAGAACGGGACCUCUAACAUCACCAUUGCCACAAAAUCCAAAUUCAAACAGAUCAAAAUCAAACAGAAAACGUCGUUUAAUGAGUAAAUGCUUAGAGACAGACUCAUGUCAAAAUUCUGAAGAUACUCCAGAAGAAGAUGCUGAUGAAAUAUUAAGUUUUUUGGAAACAAAUUAUUUAGCUAUGGACUUAACAACAUCAACAGUUUUAUACAAUGAUAUCAGUGAAACAAUGAAUUCUAAACAGGAGUUAGAUAAUUUAGCAAAAAUAAUUAAACAUGGUCUGUCAUCACCGCUAUUAACACGUUUCAUGAAUUCGUUAAUACAACAAAAUAUUUUAACACGGGAUAAUGAAAAUUAUUUAUUAUCAUGUUUAAAUAUUUCUCCUAUCUCAACGUCAAAUAUACAACAUUGGCCCCUAAAUAUUCAUCCACGUACACUAAAUAUUCUACUUAAAAUUAUUCUUCAAAGAAUAUUGGAUGAAGAUAAACAACAAUUGAGUAAACAACCGGUACAUUUAGAAAUGGUUUAUAUAUGGAAACAAUUCCUAAAAUCAUUGAAAGACGUAGAAGAAAAUGAAAAGCAUAAUGAUACAGUAAAUCUAGAACAUCUUCAAGUGUUACUUGUAUUUUUUCAUCAAUUACCAAUAAUGAUAAGAAAAACAUUACUGUUGAAAAUAGCCAAUGACAUCAUAACAACAAAACCAAAAUAUGUGAUUUUAUAUUCGAGAUUACUUAUUAUAUUUGAGUAUAUGAUUCAUCAUUUUUAUGAACCACAACCACAAUUAAUACAAAAUAUUCAAAAGAGAAUUCAUGCAGCACUGAAAACAUCACAGGAUACAAAUGUUGAUACACAACAGGCUGAUGAUAGUGAACUUGAUAAACAAUAUCGUUCAAAAUAUCCUCAAUCAACAAGUCCAAGUUAUUAUCGCUUAACACGUUGUAAUGAUGCAUCAAAGUCAACAGAUCAAGAAGCUGAUAGUACAUCAAAGACGAUACGUAUUGAUGGUUUAGCCAUGAAUCUUUUACUUAGUAAUCCAGAUCAAUUAGAUUAUAGUCAGUUGUAUUCUCAUCUAAUAAAACAAUUGGAUUUUACAUUACUACCGAGUGAAAAUGAAAAAGAUGUCUAUUCAUUAAGAUAUUUUUAUGAUAUAUUGUGGUGUCUGCUCAGUUGCUUACCACCAUCUACUACAUAUAUGAAACAUUUGUUAUCAAAUGACGACUGGAUGCUUGAUUCUGCAUUAGUAUUACAUACGCUGAGAAUAAUGCCAAAAUUAAAUGGAAAUGAACCAUAUUUGACGUGGUUAAAUGAUAUGAUACAAAAACAAACACCAGAUGAAACAAAUACGUCAUUAGUUAAGCAAGUACAAGAGAAAUUGAAUGAACCAUCUUUUCUAAUCAAAUUGUCAUCAAUUACACAGGAGCCAUCGUUAUUCAAUGCUUUUGUGUUUAAAUCAAUUCUUUGUUGUCUUGAAUCAUCCAAAAGUGCUCCAAUUCCCAUCGAUCAAUUAGCAUCAACCAUUAAUUUCUAUAUCGAUGAGCUGAAAACAUCUUUGAAAAACGAAUUAAGUGCUCAAUACGAUUCAUUGACAUUAUCACAUUUCUUUGAUCAUUUGUAUUCGAUUCUAACUGAACAACCGCCAACACAAAUCAAAACACCAACCGCCAUUCUUCCAAAUAUACCAAAACCAAUAUCAAAAUUAAUCGAUGAUCGUACAAAAUCAACUAUACCAUCUUCAUUAACGACAACAGUAGAUUUAAAUCAAAUGUAUAAACAUUAUGUUGGUUAUUUAUUAAACGAUACUAAUGAAGAUAAAGGAAAUAAAAAUUAUAUGAUGAUUAAACAAAUUCUUCUUACACUUUGUAGUAAAGAGUAUGAUGAUCAACAACUCUACAUACGAAUUAGUCUCGAUUAUACACUAUCAUUUUUAAAUGUAAAAGUGCCUAAAACUGAAGUACAACAACAAGAUAUUUAUAAUUACAUAUAUAAAAAUAUAUUUUCAGUGUUAUUUGAUACUCAGUUACCAAAUGAUAUUAUUAAUGAACAGUUUUUUCAUGAUUUAUUACAUUAUUUAGAAGAACAACAGCCAUCACAAACAUUCUUUACAUGUUUACAACAAACACAACAUGAUCUCUAUGACCUUUUAUAUUUAACAUCAAAACAAAAUUUAGCAUCACAAUUCUUUACAAAAAUGUUAAUGUUUCUUAAUAAAUUAUUUUCAUUUUCGACAUUAGGAUCAUCAAGUGAAUUAAAACCAUUAAUUAAGAGUUUAAAUCGUAUCGCCGAUUUAAAUAAUGAACAAUUAAGUCAAUGGUUAUCACGAUUAGUAUUACCUCCAACUGUGCAUUCAACAAUAACUGCAACAUAUACUCCAGAAGAAUGUAAAGAUGUUUUAGAAACAUUUACAAAACAUUUAGUUAAAAAAGAUUCAGAUGGUAAAAAUAUUAUUGGUGAAGAAGUAUCAUUAUCCGUUCUAUCAACACUCAUACAAUUGGCAAAUGAAUUAUUAGGACCAAGUAAAUUUGCUAUUGGAUUUCCACAAUCUAUUCAAUUACUUAUUAUUCUUGCUGGACAUGGUACUGGUUCAGGACAUACUUAUCUAUUUCAAGCAGCUGCUAUUUGGUUAGAAUUUUGUGCCGAUGCAUUAGACAAUAGUAAUAAUAAAGAUUCAAAAGCUACAACAACAUCAACAGAUGAAACAAAUGUUGAUAAUAGUGGUGGAUCACUAACAUCCUCUCCAUUUUUAUCAUCUCUAUUAUCAUCAACUGAUUGUGCUACAACAAUAGCAACAACAACGGAUGAUCCUGAUUCAAUGUCAAUAUUUCAUUCAAAUAUAUUAGAAGCAAGUGUUUACUUAUUAUCUUAUAUUAAUGAUGUCUUAUCAUCUUUAAAACUACUGACAACACCUUCCGAAGCAGUAACAACAACGUCCGAUGAUCAACCAUCGUUAAAACCAGUUGAACAUUUGGAAGCAGAUGAAGAUAGUGAUGACGAGGAAGAGUUCGAUAGCGAGAAUAAUGAUGAAUCGAAUUAUGUUGAACAAACUCAAAAUAUUGGUGACGCAUUUGAUCCGAAUAAAUUGUGUACAUAUACAAUCACCAAACGUGAAUAUAUGAAUCAACAUUGGUAUCAUUGUCAUACAUGUAGAAUGAUUGAUCGUGUUGGCAUCUGUCAAAUAUGUGCAAAUGUUUGUCAUAAAGAUCAUGAUAUAUCUUAUGCAAAAUUUGGUUCAUUUUUUUGUGAUUGUGGUGCAAAAGACGAUGGUUCAUGUCAAGCACUUGUUAAACGGCCAAUGUUUACACAAACAACAACAAAGACAAAGACAAAAACAACAAUAUCAACAAAGAAUAAAAAUAAAACUAAGAUAAAAAAUCAUAAACAAAAACAAUCAAAACAUAAUAAACGUCAUCAAUUAUUAUCCAGACAAAUUCAACAAUCGCGACAAGAAUUUUAUACAUGUAUUCAAACAAAACAUGUACCUCUAAAUGCAUUGAGAUUAUUACGUAUAUUAAAACCAUAUAUUGAAAAUGAAUAUUCACAAGUGUAUGAUCAACAAAAUAAAUUUAAUAUGACACAAGAAUUUCUCAAAUAUUCAUGGAUAAAAGAUGAACAUCUUGAUAAUACACCACAAUUACUAUCAGUUACAUUGUGUUCACAAGAAGGAGCAUUUGAACACGUUAAAUUAUCAUUUGCCGGUGAACAUGGACAACAAAUAAAACAAUUACUCAGUACAAAUUCAAUUCGUCGUCAAGGUAUGUGUAUAAUGUCAAAUGGUGAACAAAAACAACAUUUAGUCGUUAGUCAAGAAAAAGGGAAACAGUCAAUGAUAACAAUACUACAAUUAAGUACAUUAUUAAAACAAGCUGUUGCUGCUUCAAAUCCCUCUACAUCAGCACCAUCAUCAACAGCAGCAGCUCCAUCAGAUUCUAGCACAGCAUCUAAAAAGAAAUUGACAUUAACAAAAUUAUCAACAAUCAACAUACCAUUUACAAUUGUAACAAUGCAACCAAAUCUAAUUAAUAAUGAUUAUUUAUGUGUUACUGGUCUCAAAGAUUGUCAUAUAUAUAACAUUAAUCAUUUAGGACAAAUAAAAGAGCCAACAAUUGUCUUACAACCAGGUUUAGAUUCAAGUGGAAAUUAUAUUAUUAAAACUCAAUGGUUAUUAGAUAAAAAUCAAACACAGUUGGCUUUGUUAACGGCCGAUUUUAUAAAAAUAUAUGAUCUUAGUAUUGAUAUUGUUAGUCCAAUAUAUUAUUUUCUAUUACCAGCAGGUAAAGUUCGCGAUUGUACAUUUUAUUAUAAGAAAAAUGACUGUGAAUGUUAUAUAUUAAUAAUGGCCUCAAAUGGUUAUAUUUAUUAUGAACAAUUGUGUGAAACAAGUUCAGCUAAAAAUGGUUCAUUCUAUGUAACAAAUACUCUUGACUUAAAACAUGAUACAAUACAAGAAACGAAUGGAAAUGGUAUUAUUCUUGGUGGAGGUGUAUCAGUGUACUAUUCAUCAGUAUUAAAAAUAUUACUUUGGUCGUAUUUACAUGGCAAAAAUUUUUAUGGUAUUAUUGAUGAACAAAAUAUUGAACGAAUGUUAAUGAUACGAUCAAUUGAUAUUAAAAUGUCCAAUGGUACGACGCCAACAAAAUCAACGUAUCAUACACUAUGUCAAUGGUCAGAAAUUCAACGUCAUCCCGGCUUAAUUUGUUCAAUGACACAGAUGACAUCGAAUCCAGUUGUUUUAAUGAUAACACCAGAGAAAGUGCAUGCUCAUGAAGUUAAAUUACCAUCGAAAACGACGAAAACGCAAGAUUUAGCAGCAUUGAGACAUUCAACUAAAGCAUUGGAUUCGACAAUUGAUGAUAAAACAACAUUUAUAUUGUUGGCGGAGGAUGGAAGUUUAAAAAUUUUGUUAGCUGAUUUAGAUAAAACCGAUUAUUGGCUUAAUAAAAAAUAUCGAAAGAAAAAACAAUAUCCUACACUCAAACAUGAUCAAAAUGAAGGUGAAGAGGAAGAACAACAUGAAGAGGAAGACGAUGAAGGAAAUGAAACAAUUACACCAACGAAUAGAAAACAACAACAACAAAUUACAUCAGUAAGACCAUUUGACAAUGUGGCGGCAACAGGUACACCGCGAUUUCCGGUUGAUUUCUUUGAAUCGUGUACAUUGUUAACUGAAUAUGAAUUUGGUGGUCGUGAUCUAUUGGAUGUGUACAAUGUAGCGCAAUUAAAACUUCGUUUAUCUUCUCCGGGAAUGUUUGUUGCCAACGUGCGUACCGGUGGUUUUACCUUAGAUGUUAUUAAUAAAGAUCCUGAUAAUACAGUUUUUUGUGGUGUACGAAUUCAUGUUGGUUCGUAUUUAAUUGACAAAUGUCCACAAUAUUUUGAAUUAUUUGGUCGUACGGUCCAAGUGAAUUAUUCACAAGGUCCAAGAUGGUACGAUAUAUGUUUAACAAGACAAGAAUCAUUACAAGCAGAUAAAAAAUUUUCGAUUAUUGUUGGACAAUCUACAGAUACAAAUCAUGUAACAAUUAUUGAUGAUGUUAAAGUAUACGGAAAAACAAAAGACCAAUUCAAUUGGCCAGAUGAUGUUGAUAAUUCAUUAUUGACUUCAUCAUCGUCGCCAACAACAGCUGGUACAACAACAACAACACAAGCAUUGUCGACAUUAAGCAAUAGUGAUAGAGAAAUAGCAACAUUAUCACUCAUGGACAAAUUAAUUAUGUACAGUAUGAAUGUUCUAACUGGCUCGUUAACGUUAAAUCAAUUGGAUGAAACUGAUCGUGUCAGAAUAAAUCAAGACAUUGUAUACAUAACAUCAAAAUUUUUUCAACUAUCCAUUCCACUUAGUAUUCAAAAAUGUUGUCGACAACUAUUAUGUGAAUAUUAUUCGCCUAAUCAGGAUUUGUACAAUAAUAAUUUAGAUCAUUUACAAUUAGACAUUAUUUCAACUUGUCUCUCCUCAGAAAAUUUUCUUGAUUCAUUUGAUAUUGAAACAUACGAAAGUUUAUUAAUUACAUUAUCGUCAAUAGCACGUAAACGUCCACAAAGUAUUAUACGUUAUUUAAAUAUUGUUGAUCAAUCAGAAGCAGCGAAAAAUAAAGAUGCCAUCUCAAAAUCGUCAUCGAUCACUAUUUUUAUACCACGACUUGUCAAUAUAUUUAUUCAUUUGUUAAAUAAUCGUCCAUCAAGUUCAUUAUUAGAAUCUAUCGAUAAUCCGUCUAUCGAUUUAUCAUCGAUUGAAGUUACUCUGCGAUUGUUAGUUGAUCUAUAUCAUUCACUCGCAAUAUAUGAGCCGACAGUAUGUAUGAAUUUAGUUGUCGAUGCGUAUCUUAAAUUGCUGACAUACAACGAUUAUCAUAUUAACUUCAUGAUGAAAAAUUCAUUAAAUCGUUGCAUGCAACCAAAAAUAAGACGUCUGAUAUCAAAAUUAUCUACAGCAAGUGAUACAAGUCAACGAGGCAUAGGAAAAGAAAGUAGACAAGAUAAAGAUAAUGAUAAUUCACAAUCAGGUUUAUUUCAGCCAAUGCAACUAUCAGCAAAUAUAUAUAAUGAUUUGAGAGCGUCUAAUUUAUUUACAUCGGCAGCUCAAACGCAACCGCCAUCUUCACUUCCACAACAGCCGCAGAGACAAUCGUCAACUGCAACUGAUCGUCUUCGUCAACCGUGGUCAGAGUUAGCUGCAUUUUCCUCUGCUGUUCAAGCGGCUACUAUAACGACGACUGGUGAGACCAAUACCACAUCAACAGCACCAACAACAACAACUACACCACCGAUGAAUCUCAGUCCAUUCGGUGGCGAAUUUUUUAGUCAGAUGUUUCAACAGAGUGGUUUAGAAAUGCCUUCGGCUAAUAUUAAUUCUGGAUCCGGUUCAUUAGCGUCUGCUGGCACGGUACCUCAGUUUGAUGGUGCUGGUAAUCAAGAUGAAGAUGAGCAAGAAAACGCUAUAUUACAGUUUGCAUUAGCAAUGAGUUUACAAGAUAAUAGUACUGCAGGUAGCACUGGUACCGCAAGUGCAAACAAUGGAGUAGAAUCACAAGCAACUGGCAAUACAAGUCAUAUUGCACACGGAUCAGCUUCGACUAAUCAACAUGCUGUAGAAUAUGGAGAUGAUGAUCCAGACGAUGAAAUCGACGAAGAUGAGGAUGAAAUGGAUGAAAAUUAUAAUUUGGCAAAUGCUGGACAUGAAGAAUCACAUAAUCCAGACGAGCAAGAUCCGGAUAUGCAUCAUAUGAUGAUGAUGAUGGCUGCAGCAGCUGCUUCCGCUCUUCAAGAAGAAGCAUCUGUGACAGACAAUGCUUUAGAACAACCACCACGUCAAGGUCAGCAAACACAUCAAGAUUAUUCUGAAACAAAUAGCAUGUACGAUGGUGAAGCUGAUGAUCAAAAUGGUAACGCGUCUGAAACAAGUUCAGUGAAUGGUGAUGGUCCAAUAGAAGUACCAGCAACUAUGAAUAUGAGUAUAAUAGCAACACCAAAUACACCGUUAACAGCAGUCACGCCAGCAACAACGCAAAAUACUAAUGAUUUAUAUUCUCCAAAUACAACUGUUCAUAGUGGCGAUGGAGGUCGGGGUAGUGGUAGACGACAUGAAAAUUAUUUAAACGGAAUUGAUCAUAACUUAUAUGAACAACGUUUGUAUAGUAUGAAACGUUUGAUUGUUGAAAAAUUAUUAGAAAAUAUUGAGCCAGAAUUGAUGAUGGAGAACAGUGGUAUUAAUUCUAUUGCUUAUUUACAAUUAUUAUUGACGUUGACAAUUGAAUUUGCAUCGCAGAAUAAAGAUAAAGAUUUUGUAGAAUAUAUUAUCAAAACAUUAUUGAAACAAAUGAUAUUUAUUAAAAAUAUUAAAGAAAUUGAUCUGGAAGAUUUAACCGAUGAUGAAGAUAUUAUUAAACGUAGUCCAAAAAAAGAAAUACAAUUAAUGUUAUUAAGAUUAUUCACCGUUUAUGUAUCUUUUAUGUUAAAAGUUCAACCAAAUGAGCGUGAACAAUAUCGACAUUUAUCUGUGACAACAGCCAAUUAUCUUAAUGAGAAUGGUGUAGCCGAUUAUUGUUUGUAUGUGCUAAAAGCUGUUUAUAGAUAUUUAAUGAAACAACCAAUUAAUGAAAGCACAACAGCAGAACAAGCGUUAACCCAGCAACCACAACAACCUCAACAAUCGGCAGCGAACUUGGCAGCGCCAGCAUUAUUGAAGCCAUUAUUAAAACAUACAUUACCUGAUUUAUCACCAUUUUUUUAUAAACCAUAUACAAAACAUCAUGCAUCAGAUGUAUUUGAAUCAUACCCAGAAUUAUUAGCAGAAAUAGCAACAAGACUACCAUAUCAAAUGAAAAAAGUGUUUGAUAGUAUUGAAUCUGGUGGACGCUCGUUUGAUUUAUCAUCCUCUUGGCAAACAUGUCUAUGUGAAUAUCUCGUUUUACCUCAAGCAUUAUUUCUCAAAAGACAAAUUCGUAAAUUAUUGUUAUAUAUCUGUGGUACACGUGAAAAAUAUCGAAAAUUAAGAGAUAUUCAUGUACUAUCAACAAAUUUAAUUGAAAUAAAAACAAUUUAUCAACAGAACUUUUUAGUUGGAGAUCUACAACAACGGAAAACAGCAACAUCAUUAUCACAAAUUUCAUAUACAACACUUGUCACACUGGUUGAUCGUCUCAAAUCAUGCCAGGAUAUAAGUGUUCAACGUCGUCUUAAUUGGCAAAAGUUUUGUAAACGUGAUUCAUCCAUUCUACAAUUUUUAUUUGAAUUAUGUUUAUUAGUCGAUGAUUCUAUUGUUCCAUUUGUUUUACAAUGUGUGGUAAAUGCUGUAUCGUCAUCUUCGUCAUCCUCCACAUCAACUUCAUCCACUUCUCAAACAUCAUUUGGUCGUAGUUUAAGAUCAUCAAAGUCGACUCGUCCACCAGAAUCAACUUCGAUGCCAUUGACAUCAUCUCAAACUGACGCUAUUGAAGAUCUUUCAUCUUACUCGAUUGCAGCACAAAUUCAUAAACAUGUUUCGCCUGAUGUACUGAAAUUAUUUUUGAAACAAUUCUUAUUAGACAAUAAUCAACAGCAAAUUCGUUGGUUAACUCAUACGUUUUUCUACAAUUUAUAUAUAAAUUCAAAUUUGCAAUUUCAAGAACAAUUAUAUGAAUUAUUAAUGGAAUUAUGGCCAAUAAUACCGCAUUAUGGUUCAAAAGCAUUUCAAUAUAUAGAUCUCUUAGGUUAUCUUGUUGUUAAAAUGUGUAAAACGGAUGCAGACACAACAAAUGAUAAAAUUUCAAAAUUUUUAUCUAUGCUAGAAACAUUACUGAAAGAUGAAAAUUUGUUGUUAUCAAAUCAUCCAAAUUCAUCAAUUUAUCGUCGUUUAUCGACUAUUAUUGAUUUAGAUCAAGGAGGAUAUUAUUUAGAAAAUGAACCGUGUCUAGUAUGCAACAAUCCUGAUAUACAAUAUCAAUCGAUAAAAUUACAAUCAAUUAAAUUAGAUCAACGAUACACAACACAAUCACAUAUCAUUAAAUUAAUUCAAUGUUAUUCCAUUCAAAAAUUACAUAUAAAAUUAUCCGAGAUUAAACGUCAAAAAAUGGUUCGUACAAUUCGAUUUUAUUAUAAUAAUCGAAAUGUUCAAUCGAUUGUUGAUUUAAAAAAUAGUGUCAAUUGUAAAUGGAUGUUAGCUAAAACAAUAAAAUUAAAUCCAGCACAAAACGAUUGUAAAAUUGAUUUUACUCUACCUAUAAUUGCUUGUAAUUUACAGAUUGAAUAUGUUGAUUUUUAUGAAUCGAUAACACCCGCUACACAACCAACGGAUGCGACAACAUUACAAUGUCCACGAUGUAAUUCAGCUGUAUCAACAACUCCUGGAAUUUGUCCAAAUUGUGGUGAAAAUGUAUUUCAAUGUCAUAAAUGUCGUUCAAUUAAUUAUGAUGAACGUGAUCCAUUUUUGUGCAAUUCAUGUGGCUUUUGUAAAUAUGCAAAAUUUGAAUUUAAUUUUAGUGCUAAACAUCAAAAUUAUGUUGAUCCAAUUGAAUCGGAUGAUGAUCGAACAAAAACAUUGGCAAAUAUUAGUCAAUUAUUAGAUAAAACGGAUAAAAUCUAUCGUCAAUUGAUUAAUCAAAAACCAUUAUUAGAAUAUUUGUUAACAAAAUUGAAUGAUGAUUCAACAAUGGUAACAACUGGUGGAACAGUUGAUGAACAACAACCGCCAACAGCAACAGCACAGAAUAAUGCUACAUCUGCAGCCGGUGGUGGAAUUAAUAAAAUUGUACAACAAAUAGCACCAAAAUACAAUAUUGAAUGUAGACAAACGUAUGAUGAAUUAGGAAAAUAUAUUCAAAAAAUUAUUUGCUCAAGAAAAGAAUUAUAUGACUAUGAUAAACGACAUAAAACAACAACGAUUACAAUUGAGCGAGAUCAACCAAAUUUAUUAACAACACCAGUAAAUAAUUGUUAUGGUUGUACAUUAUCAACAAUUUCUCAUUGUAUUUUACUUUUACGUUCACUAUGUUCAACAUCAUCUAUAAUUAAAAAACGUUUAACAACUAAUAUGUCUUUAAUUAAUGAACUAUUAUUAAAUAAUAUUCGUUAUUCAAAUCAACAAAUACGAUCAGAUGUACGUCUUCUAUUAUCUCAUUUAACACGUGAUAAUCCAACAUUAACUGAUUAUAUAACAGAAUAUAUUUAUGAUAAAAUUGAUCGUUCAUUAGAUCAAUCACCUCAAUCUCUUCAAUAUUUAGUAAAUAGUGAAUUAUUAGUAUUAUAUACAUUUAUACAACGUUUUAAUGAUGAUGAUACAUGUUGGGAGAAAAAAUUUCGUUGUGUAUUAAAAAUAUUUUUAAAAAGUGUAACAAUUAAAAAUCCAAAUGUAUUAGAAACAAUUACAUUACCAAGUUUAAGAAUGAUUCUUCAUUUAUCACGACCAUAUGGAACAUCAAUAACACAAGCUAUUUCAACAUCAACAAAAAAAAUUUUACCACUAUCAUCAACAGAUGAGAGACAAAUAACAGCACCAGCAAAUAUUGAUGUUGAAAGUUUUUUAAAUAAACAAUUUUCUUAUAAUGAUUGGAUAACAUCAUUAAAUCGUCAACAACAACAAUCCGAUUCAUUAACAACAUUUUCAUUAUCAUCAUUGGAUACACCCGAUUCUUGGUUAAAAAAAUUAUUAUUUUGUCCUCAAUCUCCAACAAUUCGUUAUUUAACAUGUAAAUUAAUUCAAUCUUUAUGUUGGAAUGAAAAACAUAAAUUAACAAUUAUUUAUAUAUUAAUAAAUUAUCUACAUAUGAUUAGUGAUCUUAGUCAAUAUGGUGAAUAUUCAAAUGAAUAUUUACAAUUAAUUAAAGAUUUAAUAGAAAAUGAUACAAAAUUAAAAAUGAAAUUAUGUGAAGAACCAAAUAAUAUUUUAAAACGUUUAGCACAAUUAAUAUCAAAUGAAUUAGUUAUUAUACAAAAAUAUGAACAAGCAAGUUUUCAUUCUAGUUUAACAUUUGGUUAUUCAAUUAAAUGUCUAUCAGAAUUAUUAAAUCUAUUUUUACAACAACAAGAUAUUAGACAAAAAUAUAAAUCUAUUUUAAUUGGUGUUGUUCUAAACAGUUAUUUAUCAUUAAAAAAAUUAAUUAUACAACGAACAAAAUUAAUUGAUGAAGCACAAACAAAAAUGUUAGAAUUAUUAGAAAAAAUUACAACGGGAAAUGAAGACGAAACAAAACAAUUUAUGAUCGUAUGUAUCGAUACAAUAGAUAAAUUUGAUUUGGAUGAUAUGAUGACACCACAAUUUAUAUUUGAAAGAUUAUGUAAUUUAAUCUAUCCCGAAGAAACUAUACAAGGAAAUAAAGAAUUUUUUCUAAUAUUAGAAAAAGAUCCAAAUCAAGAAGAUUUUCUUCAAGGACGCAUGGUCGGUAAUCCAUAUAGUUCAACUGAUCCACAAAUGGGUCCAUUAAUGCGUGAUAUUAAAAAUAAAAUAUGUACUGAUUGUGAAUUAAUCGCCUUAUUAGAAGAUGAUAAUGGAAUGGAAUUACUAGUUUUAAAUAAAAUAAUUAAUUUAAAUUUACCUGUGAAAGAUGUUUAUAAAAAAGUUUGGUUGGCUCAUGUUAAUCAAGCACAACAUCCACCAACUUCUCAACAGCCUGUUGAUCCUGCAGCAGCUGCAGCUCAACAACUUGCAGUUGUACAACAAAAUGAAAAUGAUCCAAUGCGUAUUGUUUAUCGUAUGCGUGGAUUACUCGGUGAUGCAACAGAAGAUAUUAUUGAAACAUUUGAUGCUAAAAAAGCGACGGGUGAUGAUGAAAAUAAUCCAGAAGAUAUUUAUCGUUUAGCUUCUAUAUUAUGUGAACAUGGUGGUUUAGAAACAAUGUUAAAACGUUUAGAAUCAAUUAAAGAUAUGUCAAAUGGUAAACAAUUAUUACAAGUAUUAUUAAAAUUAUUUGAAUAUGCAAUUAAACUAAAAGCCAAUCGUCAACGUUUAAUUGAACCACAAUUAAAAUCAAUAACAUGUUUAUUAAAUAAAUUAAAUUUACUAUUAAAAACCGAGAUUGAAGAACAAGGAAAAGAUCAAUCGUUAUUAGCAUUAACUGAAAAAUUAUUAUCAAUUAUGGAUACUUUAUUUCAUGAAGCAAGUACAACAUUAAAUCAAGAUAAAUAUAAUGAAUUUUCAGUGUCAUGUGAAGGUGAUAUAGAACAAUUACGUUCAUUAUUAAAUUAUAUCAAAUUAUCAUUUGUUAAAAGUCAUCCAUCUUUGAUGCAAGCAUUAAUUCGUCUAUUACCAUAUUUGUCAUUUGGUAAUAAAGAUAAAAUGCAAACAUUAUUAGAUUAUUUUAAACCAUAUUUGGAAUUUGAACGUUUUGAUCAAGAACAAUCAUCAACGGGAACAACCAUUCAUGAUAAUGAUAAUACAUUACAUUUAGAUUGUUUUUGUGAAAUAUGUAAACAUUUAGAUAAAACAUCAAUUUAUGGUAAAGAAUUUCGAGAUUUAAUGAAUUGUCCACAAGGUAUUAUUGAACAAUGUAUUAAAUAUAUUGAAACAAAUUCACCACAAGUAACAUCUUAUUUGGGCACACAAGAUCAAAAUAAAUGGAAAGAAUUCUCUCAAAAACCAUCAUUACCGUACAUAUUAAGAUUAUUAACGGGUUUAUCCUAUGGACAUGAACAAAUACAAAUGAAAAUUGGACAAACGUUAAUACCAACAUUGCAUAAAAUUGAAUUAAUGACAACAGCUGGAAAAGUGGGAGUACUUGCUGAAGAUCUCUUACAUUCGUUGACAGAAAAUCAAACUGUUGCAAAAAUGAUUGAUGAUGUUCGAAAUCAAACACGUACAGAAAAGAAACGUUUAGCAUUAGAAGCACGUGAAAAAAAAAUGAAAGAACUGAACUUAGGGACAAAAUCGAGAGGACAAAGUGUAUGUGAAUUACCAGAAGUCGUAAAUGUAGCAUCAGAAUUAGCAGAAGAAUCUGGUCAUGUUUGUUGUAUAUGUCGAGAGGGUUAUAAAUAUCAUCCGAAUAAAGUUUUGGCCAUUUAUACUUUUACAAAAAAAGUUGAUAUUGAACCAAAUGAAUAUAAAACAAGAAAAUCACCUGGUUAUUCGACUGUAACACAUUUUAAUAUUAUCCAUAUUGAAUGCCAUAAUUCAGCCAUAAAACAAGCACGUUCUCGAGAUGAAUGGGAAUCAGCAUUAUUACAAAAUGCUAAUACAAGAUGUAAUGGAUUAUUGCCCGUAUGGGGACCAGAUGUUCAAGAAGCUCAAUUUACAACAGCAUUAGCCAGAUAUGAUACUCACAUAGUCGAAGCAACUGGUGUUCGUGAAACAUCUCCAUCUUUGUCCAUUCAUGAUAUUAAAUUAUUGUUACUACGUUUUGCUGAAUUACAAUCUUUUAGUGAGGAUACUGGAGGUGGUGGUAGAGAAUCGAAUAUACGUCUAAUACCAUAUGAAAUACAUGCUGUACUUUAUGUAUUAAACACAAGUCGACAGAUUGAUCGCGAAGAAAAAAUAUUACAAAAUUUUCUUAAUGUUACUCGUCAAGAACAAUGGAUUAGUGAAGCAUUUGAGAUCGAUGGUCCAUUUUAUAUGGCAGCAUUAGCAUUGGUUCUUAUGAAACCCAGUGAUUGGGAAAAACAUCGCAUCACAUUUUUACAACAUUUAUUAACUACUACCCAUGUACGUUCGACGAAUAAUUCUAACGAAAGGACAAAAGUAUCUUCAAAAACAUUGAAACCAUUCUCAACAUAUAAAACAUGUUUGAUAUUUUUUGGACUAAUUAAUGGAUUUUUUACACACAUGUUCAAACGUGUUUCUGACGAAUCAAUGACGACUCCAUCCACACCUGCUGCUGCUGCUGCUGCUACUGCUACAGCUACAGCCACAGCCACAGCCACAGCUACCUCAACCACCUCCACAACAUAUCAUCAUCAAUUAGCUAAUUUCAUACGUUCAAAUGAUUCUUAUGUGAUGGAAAGAUGUACAAAAAUUUUAAAACACUUUGAACAAGAUUUAAUACCAUCUGAAACAAUGAGUGAUUUAUUUCACGCACUAGGUUUAUUAACAUUGAUUACAAAUCCGGAACAAUGGUUGAAAGAUGCUGUUAACUCAUUGCCAUGA
Molecule: messenger RNA, 16158 nt
Organism: Didymodactylos carnosus
Lineage: Eukaryota; Metazoa; Rotifera; Eurotatoria; Philodinida; Philodinidae
Source: the annotation of a GenBank genome assembly